UGCUUCUCUGCCAUUUCGUUUUGCCAUCACCGCGCUGCUCGGAGACAUGUUGAAGCGGCUGACCCCAUUUUGUCAUUUGUUACACUUGAAAUUUGUAUGCCAUUUGAGUUGCCUCCCGCUUAGCCAACCAACGGGCAGCAAAAUCAUGAUUUGCGUGUCAUUUUUGAGAUGGCCACCGCCACUUCGACGAGCCCCAAAACGUCUCCGACGCGCCGCGAGCUGGCGCGUGCUUUACUGGACCCUCAAUCAGGAGGCGUCGCCGCCUACGUGCAGGAAUGUGUGCACUCCACAAGCAUCGGCGUGGACGCCACCUUCGUCUUCCUAUUGCAAGUGAUCGAGGAGCUUGACGAUGCCAUUAGCGAGUUCCUCCCGUCCCCACCCAACUACCAGCCGCUUGUUCACGACAACGAAGUGGAACUGGGCACAUUGUUAUCCGCUGCGUCGUUGACUAUUCGCUAUGUGACUGAGAGACAAGCGAUGAUUCCAUUAUUGCCGCGGUACCGCGAUGCGUUUAACACGGUGUUACAGUAUCCGGUGUGGACGCACAAAUGUUACUACGGCCUCAAAGCGGUGGCAUUGAUGGGGUCUACGCGAGUUCUCGAGUCUUUCAGCGACCAAGUGCCAGUAAGCGACGUACUGAUGCAAUUAAGAUGGCUGUUCCCGCUUUUCAAGGACGAAAGUAUCACUGCGGAGGAAAAAGCGCAGAGAAUGAAUGCGCUAUUGCGUCCUUCGUGCGAGUUUGCAACUGUGGCUUUGCAAACCCACGUAGGUGUUCGAGAAUCCAUCUUUGCUGAGAUUUUGCCGCAACUUUUGGAGCUCCUGAUAAAGGAAGGUGGCAAUCGGGAUACCACAGUCGCUGAGGCAGUUAAAGUGGAGCUGGCGACGACGGUUGCUGUACUUCUGGAAGCCAAAUUCCCGUACACACCACCCAAUGCGUUCGCGUUGUUGUCAUUGCCAGCGUUUGUCGAGGAGAUGGAAGCGGAUGAAUCGAAAUUAUCAACUGCCAACGCGAUGUUUGCACCGACCGCCGAGGCAAAAUCGGAAACUGUGGACGAAGAAGAAGAGAAAGCUUCGUCAGUGGCGGUUGUCAAGAGACUGGAGGAGGAAUGCUGCAAGGUGCUUUGCUCGUGGCUGGAAGUGGACACUCGUCGGAUGACAGCAGCACAGGCAUUGGCCGUGAUGUACCGGGUUAUUGCAAGUGGCCCAGUUUUUGACAGUGUGGCAAACAGCGCAACAUCAUUUACCACUCCACUGGAUGAGAUGACCAAAGCGUUGAAUGACGCAGAAUUGAUCGCUCUUCCUGACUUUGAUUUUAUCAACGCUCUGCUUGAGUCUAUCCGGGAUAUCUGCUUGUUCCAGCAUAAACUUGCAGCUACCACACUUGAAGGAGCUUUCCAGGCAAUGAGCACAGUGAUGCCUCGCCUUGAGACCGCACUGACAUCUUUUAAGAGACAAUCAGCUGAGCGACGCAACGCUAAGGCGGCAUGCUCUGCGAUCCGACACACACUGGUCGAAACAUUCCUCGCUUGGCUUCACCAUCCAGAUGCUGCCAACUUGCUUACUUCCCAGGUGGAUUUUUUGCACAACGUAGCUGGCACUCUGGCUGACCCGCGUGUGUACGGCGACGUGUUGGCUGUUCUACGUGUGUCUACCGUCCCGGAGGCUCGUGCAGAGUACGCUUCGUGCCGUCAACUUGCCGUGGUGACGCUGUGUCAGGCUAUCAAUCAGUUGGACCGGUAUUCCAAGUCCACAGCAAACCGUAUUGUGUCGGGCCUCACUCGCAUAGCUGCAGCCUGUCGUGAGGACAUUCAUCCGCUGGCAAAUGAACUGGUGCUGCCUUUACUGCCUUCAAUGCUGGACGGUUCUCAAUGGGGAAAGUUUCUGCGUCUUCGCACCGAAGCUGUGGCUACGGUACUCGUUGGAUGCGCUGAAAGCGACGACUUCCAGGUAUGUACCGUUGCUAUAAGGUUUUGACGAUGACAAGCGCACUAAAAUACUGUUAUUUGACUGGGAAUUCAGAUGGAAAAGCAUCCAUGGAUCAGCGAUUUCACCAGUUUCUUGCUCGAUCCGGUGGUGUCUUCGGAAAAUGUGCACUCGUUCAUGAUUCUGUGCGGAUUGAUCCGAGCGGAGCAUAAGUUGCUCCUCCACGUGGUCUCGUUCUGCAUGGCCAACCCGCACGCAGUCACCCAGACUCUACACGAGCCGCUUGCUCGCUGGCCGCUUUACGAAGAAGACGUCGAUCUUGUCGUUGUCACUCUCGAACUACUAGAGGCAUUGCUCAGUGUGAAUACUCUUCGCCAGUCGGUGGACGUGGAUGUAAUCUAUGCCACCAUUCUACAACUCUCGGAAAACGCGGCAAGCGAAGGUCUGGACGUCAUCUCUUCGGUUUGCAAUCGAGUUAUCGCAUCCCUGGGAACUAAACAUUAGAUCACGCAGUAGUGGAGUCCAGCGCGCCGCUACUAUCCCAGGAACAAACGUGCCAGUACAACUCGCCGAUCGAAGGCGGGUCCGAGCACUGGUAAAUUAGCCCCGCAGACGAAUAAAUCUGCACUUGGAGGCGUAAAAACUGUGUCAUAGAGACAUUCGAUGCCACGAUGCAGUUGUACGUAAAUCCUUGUAGGCAAUGAAGUAAAAAAGACUGAUACUCGCACCCUUCAAGAGUGUUGAUGAUUUCCAGCUCCACGUGACUGCAAUUAUCCGAGUUUUGCCGCCACACAUGCCCAACGAGUGCUUUAUCCUUCCACACUUCGAGAAUUAAAUCCAUGGUCUCCACUUCAUCCACAUAUGACAACACUACGCGAAAUGUUCGCUCUGUUGUGAUCAGUGGACUCAAUACUCCGAG
Molecule: messenger RNA, 2842 nt
Organism: Phytophthora nicotianae INRA-310
Lineage: Eukaryota; Oomycota; Peronosporomycetes; Peronosporales; Peronosporaceae
Exons: 5
Coding region: 169-1974 (601 amino acids)
Source: RefSeq, a predicted model, not a curated record